This is a messenger RNA of Nomia melanderi (Alkali bee), 732 nucleotides long. The record is from RefSeq and is a predicted model, not a curated record. Lineage: Eukaryota; Metazoa; Arthropoda; Insecta; Hymenoptera; Halictidae.
AUGGCGGAUAUUGUCAGGCUUCUCGUACCGAACUCGAUCGCUGUCAGUUUAUAUACUGCAUUGAAACAUUUCACACCGUGUAAUACGAUAUCCAAGGACAGGUCAGCUUCGAAUACAGUUCAAAUCGUAAUAGGUCACGUUUGUAACAGUUUUACGAGUGAUUUUUCAGUGAACGCGGGCGACACAAAGCCGAAGGACCCCGUGAACUCUCAGCUCGGCUGGUUCCCGUACGUGGUAUCCGUCAGGGUGGACAACCAACAUGUCUGCGGCGGUGCUAUCCUCGACAGCACUCACGUACUCACUGCCGCGCACUGCCUGACGGAACACGUGAACAACCCCGGCAGCGUGGAAGUUGUCACUUCCGCUGUUCUCCUGGACCAGGGUGGCGAACUUCAUCGCGCCUCUCGUUUCGUCGUUCCACCGGCUUACCCUAAAGUCGACGAACUGGACAUAGCCGUGAUCAAGCUGCAAGAUCCUAUCGUUGAGAAUCAGUAUCAGCACCGAAUCGCACUCAGCCAGGUCAAGCCGCCGACGAACACUUACGCGUUAUUGGUCGGAUGGGGGGAAAUUCCUAAUUCCAAACCACCACGACUAACGAACGCACAGCAGUACGUGUACAUUUGGAUCAUCGACACUGAUAAAUGCAACGCGUACUAUCAGCGCGAGCAUGGACAACAUAUCUGUACGUCGACUAGGUCGAAUUACGGCGUUUGUCCAACCAGCGGCGUAUGA